Nerophis ophidion (straightnose pipefish) is the source of this 5263-nucleotide messenger RNA. RefSeq names its product centlein, centrosomal protein (gene cntln). Gene Ontology annotation, biological process: protein localization to organelle; centriole-centriole cohesion. The record is from RefSeq and is a predicted model, not a curated record. Lineage: Eukaryota; Metazoa; Chordata; Actinopteri; Syngnathiformes; Syngnathidae. Gene Ontology annotation, cellular component: centrosome; centriole.
UCCAGCGUCUGCCUGCUGUUAUUGACAACCCUAAUGUGUACUUUCGCCUUUACCCAAACGGACGUUUUAACGUAAAUUACAAAUAUUGGAACACCAUGUAGUGUCCGCGGAACUUUACCGUCGGCUGCUGAAGGAAAGUUAACAAAAGUGGCUAAAGCUAGCAGAGUUAGCUUGCGGCGACGCUUUUGUUUUGUAGGCCUAAUGUUGCGCGUUUUGAGGGCGGAAGUGCACAUUUAAAGUCACAAUGUCGUACACAGACAUCCCUCGUAUGCUGGCACUGGAGGAGGAGGUGAGGAGUCUGUCGGAGGACUUGAUGCAAUGUCAGGCCGAUAAAGACUUUGUGUGGUCCCUGUGGAAACGCCUACAAGUGGCCAAUCCAGACUUGACCCAGGCUGUGAGUUUGGUGGUUGAGCGUGAGAAGUACAAAGCGGAGAUGAAGGACAGGAAAGUGCUGGAGAUCCUCCAAAUCAAGGACUACGAGAUACAGGAUCUGAAGGAGCAAGUGUCAGGGCAGCAGCAAAAGAUCAACAAGCUGCUCCAGAGUCGGACAGUCACGGACAAAGAGGGUUCUUUAAUGAAGAGCGAGCUGGAAGCUGCGCGUCAACAGCUGCUCGGCAAAAGCACGGAACUUGAGGAAUUGAAGACGCAGUGUAGGAGGAGAGAGGAGGCGGCGCAGCAAGUGGUCCGGGCUCUGGAGGAGGAGAAAGAGGGAUUAACGUCCCGCUGUGUCGCCCUGCAAGCUGACCUGGCAGAGAGAGAGAGGCAGGCCAGUGACCACCGUGACCAGAGGGAGGCUGCCCAGGCCAGAGUCAAGGAUUUGGAGGAAGAGUUGGGACGAGCCCUGCAGGAGGUAUGCAGGUUGCAGAACAAGAGUAGCUCUUUGGCAGCUUGCAUAACUAUCAAAGAACAGGAGGUGGCAACAAAAGAGGAUCAGCUCCAAAAAGUUGGCUGCGACUUGGCAGAAGUGCAGACGUUGUACAAACGGAGCACAGAGCAUGCGGAGGCACAAAGCCAUCUGAUCAAGCAACUGGAGGGACUCAACCUGGACACGCAGAGAGUGCUGAGGAACCAGGAAGAGGUGCAUAGUGCUGACAACACCUCCUGUCAGAGGCUGUACAGCGAGCUGAGUCAGUCCUACCAGACCCUCAUGUCGAGCGAGGCCAAGCUGCGCCAGAGCCACCAGGAGCUGAGCGGCCAGCUGGCUCAGAAAGAGCAGCAGCUACUACAACUGCAGGCCCAGCUGCAGAAACAACAAAAACAGCAGCAGGAGGAGGAGCAAUUUCCAUCACGACCAACGGCCCAGCACACAGCAGUUUGUGCCUCGACCCAAAGACAAACCAACUUGAAAGCAGCGGUACCUGAGCAGGCCCUCGCCGCAUCCUGGGGGCGUAAUUGUGAGUCGCCAGAGGACAAGGCCCUGCAGCGCACCUCUCCUGCCAGAAGGCAGCAGGGUGCACCUGUGCAGCGAUCCAGGUCUCUGUCCCCCGCCAGCAGUGCCGAGUUUGAUCGCGGGAGGAGACAAGGUGCACAACAAGGGAUGGAAGACCUCGAGGAGUUGCUCCAAUUGAAGAUGGAAGAGAACGAAGAACUGAGGAAGGCUCAUGAUAGGCGGCGGGAGAGACUGUGUGUGCUUCAGAAAAACUACAAAGCCGUUAAUGACCAGCUGAAGGAGUCGCAAAAAGCAGACGACGUGCCUCGUGGAAGGAUGCAGCGAGCCCAGCCAUGGCAGCUCAGACAAGAGGACAGCGAUGCCGUGUGGAACGAACUCACCUACUUUAAAAACCUCACAAGGAAGCUUACCCUGGAAAGGGCCGACUUAGACGAGGAGCUGGACUCCCUGCGGGUCCAGUCUGCAAUGGACCGGGCCACUGUGAAGGAAUUCCACCUGCGUCUCACUGAAGAACACCAGGAGCUGCUCGGCAAAGUGCUGCAGGAGCGCCGGGUCAAAAGAAGCACGCCGAGAAAGCCCUCCCUUUCUUCGCAGCGAUUGGAAGAGUCGUUCAAAAAGAUCCAGCAGCUGGAGCAAAGGAUGCUGUCCCUUGAGGGGGAGACGGAGCGGCUGAGGGAAGAGAAACAGCAGCUCCUUGAGGCCAAUGAAGACUUGGCCCAUGACUGCUGCAGACUCCAAGCCUCGCGGGACCACCUGCAAGCCCAGGAAGACUUUAACUCCCAGGCCUUGGCCCAGUGGGAACGGCAUCGCGGCGAGAUCGUGGCUCUGGGCCGGCUGGCCGUCUCUGGAAAAGAGUCCUCCGAGCUCCGUCAUCAGCUGCUGAAGCUGAGGCAGGAGUUGGGCAUUCUCCGUGCGGCCCGCGACUUCUACAGGAACCGAACGGCGGCACCAUCGCGGGCCGGGAGCGCCGGCGGUAUUAGCGGCAAAGCGAAGUUGAAAACAAUUAAGCUCAGGGGUUCCAGCCGCCGAAGCGUCAUCCCCAAUCAAGCCAUCAGCUGGCAAGGCCGCAUCCCAAGUCCCUCUAAGGACGAGUGGGAGGACUUGAGCGGCGAGAGUGAAGAAUACUUGGACAGCCUCAACGACGCGCCCUCAGGGACCGUGUACCAUGGACCACAUCAGAAGAAGUUGGACAGGUGUCAGCCGGCUGCAGACGCGCAGGUGUCGAACAGGAAGCAUGCUGAUGUCGGAGAUCAAGACAACAAAUGGCAAGAGCGCUGGGAAGGUGGGACGAGAGGCGAGAAGAGGAGGAAGUGGAUCCUAAUUAAGGCCCAUCAUGGUGCCGCCGCCGCCUCCUCGUCCUCCCUGCGGCAGCGCGUCGAGUCCCUGCAGCGGCACAUCCACGUACUGCGCCGUGCCAGGAAAGACGCCGUGCUCUGGGCGCGAGAGCAACAGAGGGCCAACGACAGAAUCACAGCGCAGCUCACCUGCCUCACUGAGAAACUGAGCAGCAGCAAGCAACUGACACAGAAGCUGAGCUCGGAGCUGGCGGGUGUGGAGCAGCAGAAGAAGGUCCUGCAGAUGGAGCUGGAGCAGUGGCGGCAGAGCACAUUCCCACAACUCACCGCACAAUCGCCAGCGAGCGUGGGGUGUUCCUGCCGGGCCCUGCAGGUGGAGGUCAAACAACUGCAAGCCAAAGUCAAGCAGAGUACAAGUGCGGAGGUCAGCAGGCAGGUGGCGACUAACAAAGCCCUGCGAGGCCAACUGCAGGAGAAGGAGGACAAGCUCCGCCAGUUGCAGGACAAAGCCAGCCACGCCGAGAGAGACGCGGGCAUGAAAAAGCAGCUGCUGGACGACCUGAAGACCAGGCUGAAGUUCCUGCAAGAGAUGGAGAAGAGUUCCCGCAGCCAAGUGGAGGAGUCGGAGAAGAAGGUCAAGUCUUUGUCAGAGGAAGCCUCCAACAGAAAGGCCUUCAUUGAGUCUCUAAAGAGGCGACUGAACGUGGCGACCACAGAGAAAAGCCAGAACCAGGCGUCUUGUGCCAGACUGAAGGACGACCUGGAAAAAAAGGAGCAGAGAGUUCACGCCCUGCAGGCUCGCGUGUCCGCCAGCGAUCUGGCCUUGGCCGCUCUGGAACACAGCGCCACUGAGCAAAUGGAGAGACUGAGCGAGCAGAACUCCCGAGUCUUGGACGGGCUUCAGAGACAGCUGGACCAGGCCUCCUCCCAGCUGGAGCAGCUUCACGCUUUCAUCAAGGCCCUGGCCGGCGAGAUAGUUGCGGAGGUGCACCAGGUCAAGCAGCAGCUGAUGAAGAGGAGGAGGUUGAGGCAGGCCGGUGCUGUUGCGGCUAAAGGCAAUCCUUUGGCCAAGUCCAUGAUCAAAGCCAAGUCCAUCGCUGCCUCCAUCCUCAAUAUGUCCGAGAACGAUCUGGCGGACAUAAUGGACUCUGAGCAGGGGACAGAGACUCUUUCAGGGAUUCCGGGAGAUCAGGACUGGCUGUGUCAUCUCAACUGCAUCCUCCAGCAGAAUGUGCCCUCUGCCGUCCAGCUCAUGGAGGCUUUGCGUGUGAAGAUGAAGGAGAGGAAGGUGCUGACAGAAGAGCUGGCCAUGCUCAGCUAAGAAAAAGAACCGUCACCCCUCCAACUCUCAUCCCGACUCGGCGGUAACUCGGCCCGACUUGAAUAUUUUGGUGAAGCAACCUCGGACCCGCGGCGGGUGGAGCUUUUUAUAAUGAGCCCUCGACAUCUGUGUUGGCGCUCGGGGUGUGUCGGGGAAAAAGCCUUUUGGCGCCUCUCCUCCCGGUGAUGAAGCUAAUCCCUCACUUUUAUUACCAUUUAUUUACUGUUAGGUGACACAACACAGUCUUAAUAUUCACAGUUUUGCACACUUCUAGGGGUUUACUCCAUCACAUAGACCUGAAAUUCUGUUGAGCAUAUCCACUGCAAAAAGUCAGUGUUCAAAAACAAGAAUAAUUAAAGCUACAGGCAGCGAUGGACGGGACUGACUUUUGCUGGUGUUUCCUGCCUUUACCCAUUCAACAUAUCUUUAGCUGCACAGUGUAGAUCUAAGUCAGACCUACAUAGAGCUUUUUGUUUCAUGUCUCUACGACAUUCCUAACGGAAGUUACAAGUACUUUUUGUCUGUGUUUUUUCCUAGGGGGCGCUAGAGCGCAAUUUUGAGUUUAGGGGUUUGGUUUUCUAUUAGAUGGCAAUUUUCGCCAGUCCUGAUGUGUGUGUAAAAUUUGGUGAGUUUUGAAGCAUGUUAAGGGGGUUAAAUUACAGCUCAAAGAGGCGGCGGUAUAAUAAUAAUACAACCUUAGAAAUACAAUAGGGUCCUCUGUCCCAAAGGGACAUUCGGUCCCUAAAAAUUACAAACAUUUUAGGUAUUUUAUUUGAACUAAGUAAAAUUAUCUACCAGAACAAGAACCUCUGGCUUGUCAAGACUUUCCAAAAGAAGUCCAAUUAGCUAACCUCAAUGAACCCAAAAAUAGCUUCAAAUACGUAUAUUCUCACUAAUAACAACUGUACAAGUACAUAUCUUUUAUUGUUUCAUUAAAAAUAAAACGCACUCAAUGGGCCUUAGUGUGUGAAUGUUGUCUGUCUAUCUGUGAUGAGGUGGCGACUUGUCCAGGGUGUACGCCGCCUUCCGCCCGAACACAGCUGAAAUAGGCUACAGCAACCCCCGUGACCCCAAAAGGGACAAGCGGUAGAAAAUGGAAUGUAUGGAUAUUUACUUUAAGGUGACCUAAGACAGUCUUAAUAUUCACGGUUUUGUCCACUUUUAGGGGUUUUACUUCUUCACAUACACCUGAAAUUCCGUUUAGCAUAUAAACUGCAAAAAGUCAGUGUUCAAAAACAAGAAUAAAAAUGACAAAUA